Molecule: messenger RNA, 1333 nt
Organism: Brachypodium distachyon (stiff brome)
Lineage: Eukaryota; Viridiplantae; Streptophyta; Magnoliopsida; Poales; Poaceae
Product: xyloglucan endotransglycosylase/hydrolase protein 8
Exons: 3
Coding region: 190-1095 (301 amino acids)
Biological process (GO): xyloglucan metabolic process; cell wall biogenesis
Cellular component (GO): apoplast; cell wall
Molecular function (GO): xyloglucan:xyloglucosyl transferase activity; hydrolase activity, hydrolyzing O-glycosyl compounds
Source: RefSeq, a predicted model, not a curated record
CAGACAAGGUCAUGUGCGUGCGCUGCCGACGGCCCACCGCCAGCGGCGCCGAGCAUCAACAAAGAGCCGAGCAUCAUCGGUUAAAAGGGAAGCCCCGUUGCGCACAACACUGACACCACCGCAAAGCAGAGCAGUAGUUCAUACUGUAACAGCAGAACAGAGCAAAAAACAGAGGAAGCAGAGUGAGCCAUGGCGGCGAAACAGCUGCCCCUCCUUGCCGCACUGGCCGUCCUGGCCGUGCUUGCUGCUGCGGCAGCGGCGGAGUACAACUUCGACGACCAGUUCGACGUGAUCGGCGAGCGCGACCACAUCCGGUACAAGGCGGAGGGGGAGAACCAGCAGUUCGCGCUGGAGCUGGACAAGGUGUCCGGGUCCGGCUUCAAGUCCAAGGCCAAGUACCUCUUCGGCGAGUUCAGCGUCCAGAUGCGCCUCGUCGACGGCAACUCCGCCGGCACCGUCACCUCCUUCUACCUGACGUCCGGUGAAGGCAGCACCCACGACGAGAUCGACAUCGAGUUCAUGGGGAACAAGAGCGGCGACCCCUACGUGAUGAACACCAACGUUUGGGCCAGCGGCGACGGCAAGAAGGAGCACCAGUUCUACCUCUGGUUCGACCCCUCCGCCGACUUCCACACCUACAAGAUCACCUGGAACCCCAAGAACAUCAUAUUCGAGGUGGACAACGUGCCGGUGCGGACGUUCAAGAAGUACGCGGACCUGCCGUACCCGACGAGCCGGCCGAUGACGGUGCACGCGACGCUGUGGGACGGCAGCUACUGGGCGACCCGGCACGGCGACGUCAAGAUCCACUGGAGGGGCGACGACCCUUUCGUCGUCUCCUACCGCGAGUACCACGCCACCGGCUGCGUCGCGCACCCCAAGGCGCCGCCGCCGCCCAGCAGCUCGAACUCCACCAAGGUUGAGGCGCCGCCCACCAAGUGCCCCGCCGGCUCCGACGCCUGGAUGGACCGGGAGCUCGACGAAGAGGACCUCAAGACCGUUGCCUGGGCCGAGCGCAACUGCCUCUCCUACAACUACUGCGCCGACGGGUGGCGCUUCCCCAAGGGGUUCCCCGGCGAGUGCGGCCGCGACUGAUGAGAUGAUAGCGCGUUUAGCUUCAGAUCGAAUCCUUUGGUUUGGUAGUGCGCCCGCCCGCAGAGAUUAAAUUGGAUUGAAUUAAUUUGGUUCUUAAUUACAGGUUGUUCUUCUUCUUGUUCAAUGUUCAUUCGAUUGAUUGAGCCCGUGGACAUAUAAACAUAUUACUCCGUGUGUGAAAUUUCCCGUGUACAUUUUUGCCACCGUCGUUGUUCCUGAAACCACCUUGCUGUUUGUU